Messenger RNA from Closterium sp. Yama58-4, 190 nucleotides. The record is from the annotation of a GenBank genome assembly. NCBI's taxonomy places the organism in Eukaryota, Viridiplantae, Streptophyta, Zygnematophyceae, Desmidiales, Closteriaceae.
UGACCGGCUGCUGAUAUCACACAUCUCAUCAUUCGGCCGCACAGCAGUGGGGCUAGCGGGCAGGGAUGCAUAUUCAAUGGCCAUCACUGUCAUCAAGAUGAGGGGGGUGGACUGGCGGAACAGCACGGGGCCCGUGUGUGAGCGAGUCUCCUCUGAACCCUGUGACACGCUGGGGGCUCCUGUGUGCAUA